CGCUGCGUUCCAGCGCAUUCGUUCGAGGGACCCACUUUUGCAUUCGUCUCGAGCUCUCAUCACCUCUACGCUUGCCUUCCAAGCCAUGAGCACUAUUCCCCCUCACGAUCUCGAGACUGGCCAAGCCGUCAUCCCAACGGGCCAAGUCGCCAGCCCGAUGGGCCAGCGCCAGGUCAACGUCGACCAGAACGGUAUUAUCAUUGGCCAAUGGAAGUCGGGGAUCUGUGGAUGCCUCGAUGCAUGCGUUCCUAACUUCUUGAUGGUGUGGUUCUGCCCGUGUAUCUCGUUCGCGCAGACGCGCCACCGCUUGAACGGGUCCUUCUGGAGCUCGUGCUGCCUCUUCACGCUGUGUUUUGGGCUUCCCAUCUUCUGCAUCCGCGGCGAAGUUCGCGCGCGCUUCCGAAUCCCCGGUAGCUGCUGCGAGGACGUUUGCUGCGCGUGCUGUUGCCCGAUUUGCGUCCUCACCCAGGUCGCGACCCACACAGAGUCGUACACGCCCGGCUCGUGCAACUUCGGCCCAAAAGACCACACGUUACUGGGAUGCACGGCAAGCGGUGUGCGGUACAUGAGUACACACGAAGGUACGUAA
Messenger RNA from Saprolegnia parasitica CBS 223.65, 589 nucleotides. RefSeq lists its product as hypothetical. The transcript has 2 exons. The record is from RefSeq and is a predicted model, not a curated record. Bases 86 to 589 code for a protein of 167 amino acids. NCBI's taxonomy places the organism in Eukaryota, Oomycota, Saprolegniomycetes, Saprolegniales, Saprolegniaceae.